Molecule: messenger RNA, 213 nt
Organism: Rhodotorula graminis WP1
Lineage: Eukaryota; Fungi; Basidiomycota; Microbotryomycetes; Sporidiobolales; Sporidiobolaceae
Exons: 2
Molecular function (GO): GTPase activator activity
Source: RefSeq, a predicted model, not a curated record
AACGCGCGCUGCGCCGACUGUCGGGCCGGCGGGGCGACAUGGGCGAGCUGGAACCUCGGCGUCACGCUGUGUAUCCGGUGCAGCGGCGUGCACAGGAGCCUCGGCACGCACGUGAGCAAGGUCAGGAGCGUCGAGCUUGACGACUGGAGCGAUGAGCAGCUCGAGCGCAUGGAGGAGGUUGGCAACGCCAAGUCGAACGAGUUCUUCGAGGCG